Molecule: messenger RNA, 1059 nt
Organism: Aspergillus clavatus NRRL 1
Lineage: Eukaryota; Fungi; Ascomycota; Eurotiomycetes; Eurotiales; Aspergillaceae
Gene: zrfB
Product: low-affinity Zn(2+) transporter ZRT2
Exons: 1
Coding region: 1-1059 (352 amino acids)
Biological process (GO): zinc ion import across plasma membrane
Cellular component (GO): plasma membrane
Molecular function (GO): low-affinity zinc ion transmembrane transporter activity
Source: RefSeq, a predicted model, not a curated record
AUGCAGGCCCUUCAUACUCUCCUCGUGCGGGACCCAGAGACGGGUGCCACCCCUUCUUGCGAUACCGGAAACGAGUAUGAUGGUCGGAUGGGCCUACGGAUAUCGUCCAUCUUCGUGAUCAUGGUCGGUUCGAUGUUCGGUGCUAUCUUUCCAGUAUUUGCGCGAAACCUCGGCAAAUCUGGAUUUCCCAGAUGGGCGUUCUUCGUGGCUAAAUACUUUGGCUCCGGUGUCAUCAUUGCCACGGCCUUCAUCCAUCUUCUGGCCCCUGCGGAGGAGGCAUUGACCAAUGAGUGCCUGACGGGCCCCAUUACUGAAUACUCUUGGGCGGAGGGCAUCAUCCUCAUGACCAUCGUAGUGCUGUUCUUCGUGGAGUUGAUGGUGAUGCGGUACGCGCGCUUUGGUCAGGGGCAUGCCCAUGAAAUAGACCACGACCAUCCCUCGGAUCAUGGUCUAGAUAGUCCCGCGUCGACAGUGGACCCUAAGAGCCACCUUCCGGGUGAGGAUCAUCUGGGUCACUCCCGCGAACAUCCUGACCCUGAAUCGGGCAAGAAGGACUCGAUCGAGGACUACGUGGCUCAGUUGACAUCUAUCUUUAUCCUGGAAUUCGGCAUCAUCUUCCAUUCGGUGUUCAUCGGCUUGACCUUGGCGGUAUCCGGAGAGGAAUUUGUCACUCUUUACAUUGUCCUGGUCUUUCAUCAGACCUUCGAAGGCCUGGGUCUGGGUUCUCGACUAGCAAUGACACUCUGGCCACGAUCGAAACGCUUCACCCCCUAUAUUUUGGGAUUUGCGUACGGUAUCUCCACACCAAUUGCCAUUGCGAUCGGCCUGGGUGUGCGCAAGAGCUACCCUCCGGAAGGCUACACCACUCUCAUUGUCAACGGAGUUUUCGAUUCCAUCUCGGCCGGUAUUCUCAUCUACACGGCCCUUGUGGAACUCAUGGCGCACGAAUUUAUGUUCAGCCCUUCGAUGCGCAAGGCUCCUAUUCAAAAUGUCCUUGCGGCGUUUGGGCUGUUGUGUCUGGGUGCAUUGCUGAUGGCGUUGCUUGGAAAAUGGGCAUGA